Messenger RNA from Schistosoma haematobium, 6217 nucleotides. RefSeq lists its product as uncharacterized. The coding region runs from base 1493 to 4747 and encodes 1084 amino acids. NCBI's taxonomy places the organism in Eukaryota, Metazoa, Platyhelminthes, Trematoda, Strigeidida, Schistosomatidae. The transcript has 12 exons. The record is from RefSeq and is a predicted model, not a curated record.
AUAAAUUUCUAAUUUGAAUAGAAACCAGUCAUUGAAAAGUAUUCAUCAUUGAGGAGAAAAUAUUUUUCUAUCUUUUAUUGUAUGAAAUCUUGUUCAUACUGAGGUGAAUUGACUAAAAGUGAAACACUUUGAAAAUGAGAUAUGAUUUUCAAAUACUUUUAUACACAAUGAAUAAUAAAUGGAUAAUCAUUUUGGAAAUGUAAUUUAUGCUACACAUUUAAUUUACCUAAAAUAUUGAAAUAUUACUGGCAAUGAAAAUCACUUACUUAAUCAUAAAGAACUACGAGUAAACAUUUCAAUCGUUUUUAUUCAUCAGCAUAUAAAACCACCUCAAUAAAAGUCAAUAGUAGAAUGAAACAAAGUGAACUCAUAUUAAACAGUGAAAAUUUUGAGCUCAUAUUUCCGAUUCAAUUAAAAAUACUCAAACAAAAAUAUAAGAUAUAUAAAUCAAAUAUCAAAUAUAAUGAAAACAAUCAUAAUGCAUGUUAAUGAAUUAUGAUACAAGAUCGUAUGAAAAAAUUUCAAACAAGCAAUUUUAUGAGAAACCAUUUAGAUUGCAUGAAAAAUGUUAAAGAAUCAGGAUUGAUGCAUUCUUCAGUUAUUAGCAAUAAUGAUAUUGGACUUGAACCAUAUACAGAUAUGAGUGCUUAUAACAUUCCCAUAGAAAGUAACUCACCAAAUGUAGAAAAUCAUGCUGCAAACACAAUUCGUGUAUUAGCAGAUAUGUUCACUUGUAGACAGUCAAAUUUUCCUAUGACGGUUGGGAUUUUCACUCAACAAAACAAUAAAGAAUAUCUUUCACAACUAGCAAGUGAACUACACAACCUUAAUCGUCUUGAAAAUCCAAUACCUUUGAAAUUUAGCAAAUUGCUAUUUGUAUUCCCUUUAAUGAUCAGUGCAAUUUUAGGAUAUUUUGUUGGAAUGCUCACGAAUUGGCAGAUUGGCUUAUCUAUUGGGCAUAUUGGUAUGUUCAUACAAAUUACUUUUCUAGCAUUGAUUAUAACAGGAUCUCGAUUUUGUCAAAAACCAAUUGCUAUACGUGCCAGCUAUUCAAUAGCCUGUUUUCUUCAAUGGAUUAAACUCUUUUUAAAUAUCUGUUUUUGUUAUCCUGUCAAGUCAAUAAAUACUAAAACACCAGUCAGAGUUAUUGUUGUAUAUCAUCGGAUAUGCCCGUCUUCAACAACAAAUAUAGCGUUAUUCUCAUUAGUUGAAAAAAUGUGGUUUGGUUUAGUCCGACAUUAUGGACAAAUUUUAAUCAGACUCCAGAGGGCUGGAAAACCUUCUGAUUCUUUUAGGCGACCUUGUGUGCAGUACAAUUUUAUCCCCAUACAAUACUACAUUUUGUAAUAGCUUUACACAAGAACCAAAACUUAUUGCACAAAUAGUUGGCAAUAAUUUUCAUUUAGUACAUGCUAGCUUAUAUUUACCAAUAUAUUUAGAACCACCGAUUUUUACCGAUUUCCCAGAAAUAAUAAAAUCAAAUAAUGAACAAAUGAAACAUAAUCAACUUUUACAUUCAUCAUUCAAUGGUUACUCAUCAACAAAUGCUAACUUACAACCUAAUAUAAUUUCAUCGGCAGAAAUAUCAACUAUCAAUGUAUCAUCAAGAAAAGUGUCAUCUAGUCCGAAUUGCGUUUCAAGUCAUGUACAAAGAGCUAUGUUUAACAACUUUUACGGGACAAAUUCAAAUAACCAACAUAAUUCUAAAAUUACUCCAAUAAAUAAUGAAAAAGAACAAAAUAACAACGAAGUUACAGAAGUGAAUGAGUUCAUCAGUGUAAAUGAUAUUGCAAGUAUGUUUUUACAUAAUCAUGAACUAGCUGAUUGGAAUGGGAAAGUUAUCAAACAAUUGGUGCUGUCUACAGCAUUUACAUAUCGUCUAUUGAAACUGUACAAUAUGAAUAUUGAAAUUGGACUAGUAGUCUUAUGGAUAACGCUUAUUCAUCAUUGGCCAUAUCAUACAACUUGGUUAAUAAUCUAUCUAGAGGAUUUGAAUGCUUCAAAUUCAAUAAAUUCCAACAAAGAACAAAAUCUUGAAGUCAAAAUUAACCUAAUGGAGGCUUUUCUCGAGGUUAAAAAAAGAGUUGGUGAAUCAAUUGAAAUACUGGAAGCUUUAGCAACAGAAGAUCGAGAUUUAGAAAGACUUAAUAAAUUUCUUUAUUCGAAAUCAUCUACUCAAAUUCCGGUGAAUUCGUUAAAACAACUUAUUGCAUGUAGCCUAAUACAUAAUCCAUUUAUCCGUUAUUCAAUUCAAGCUUUAUUGGGAAUGAUGAACGAUCGCCAAUCAUCAGGUCUACAUCAUAGUUUUGUGAAUCCUCUUGAUGCAGUCGUUGAGGAGAAGAGUGAUACUACAAAUCAUAGUUUCACUUUAGAUAAAGUUAGACAAACAAAUUCAGUACCCAUCUAUGCAAGUGUUCAGUUGAAUUCUUCAAGAGGACAAACAAAUCAAAUUAGCUGCAAAACAACUGGUUCACUAUCAUCUGCUGAAAACCUUCCUUCAAACGCCCACUGGCCAUGUUCAUCUGAUACAGUCACUACAGGGGAUAAUUUCUUUAAUAAACCAUGUCCAUUAAGGUUGAAGAAAAGAUACCCAUCUGUUCCAAUAAAUCAAUACACAGUUAACGAUGUCUGUGAGUUAUUUUCAAGUAUCGUUGACAUUCAUCCAUCUCAUAUGCAAUCUUAUAUAUCCAAAAUAAAACAACUAAAUAUUAAUGGAAUUGUACUCUCAGUGUGUGAUCUAGAAAAUCUAAGACAAGAAUUAAUGAUUGAAAUAAGUGACUGGCAACUGAUUUAUAAACUGAUAACUUGGUUACGAUCAUCAUCUACUAAUGGACACAUAACUUUCUCAGAAAGUUCACAACAAAGACUAGGUGGUAUUUCUACAAAUGAAUUUGAUGUAAGCGACCUGCUAACUGGAUAUAACAUGACUUUUAAAAGUAAAUAUCAGCAACCACAACAACGAUUAUCUAAUCACACACUACUUACAUCGAUGCCGUCUUUAAAUUCUGAAAAAAUGUCAUGUACAUCAGAUCAGAAACCGAAAACAUCUAAUCCGUUUCUUGUUAGACAAACACCUUGGCUUGUUUCGCCAAAAAUACCAAUCACAAGCUUAUCAUCCAAUGGUAAAUCACUUGAACCAUUUCAAGAAUUCACUCUUGAACAACGUCCUAGUCCAGAUACUUCUGACCAACAGAAUUCCUGUAGUGCUAUGGAAGAACCAGAAUCGCUAUGGAAAACUGACGGUUUAAUAAAUGUUUCUGCAACUACGGAUAAAACACCCGUUCCACAUCCAAACAUGUUGGUUGGAAGCAUUGAAAAUUUGCAUAUAAUCAGUAAUCCCAACCUGUUUUCACACCAGGAAGGCUUGAGUAAACCAAAAGAAAUAAGGAAAGCAAGUAAGCAUCCGAACAAUCAUGAAAUUAACAUCAAUAAACCAGAAGUUAAAGUUACAUCAGGACAUUCCUUUCAUAGAAGCAUGCAAAACUCAUUGCAUUCUAAUCGGUUCGUCAAUAAAAAUGGUUAUGCCAGUCGUUCAUCCAUUGAUUUAAGAACAGUUUUUGGUCCUGAACAAAAAAAUCCACCGAAUAUAAAUUUAUUUAGUAAUUACAGAAUCAUACAUAAUUCGAAGAGAAACCGCGUUAAAAAGGCUUUAAUAGAACAACAUCGAAGGCAACAACUACAACAACGGCAUCUUUUAACGCAUAAUCCUAAUUUUAAUUAUUUUGUAGAUCCAGAAUUUUGUUCAUCAUUUGUGUGUCCAUUAACAAAACAUAAUGCGAAUUUUUAUAACCAUGAUUUAUUCAAUAAUAUAAAUCAUACGUUUGAUUCAAACAUACAAAAUAUUAAUGCCUCUAAGUUGAGGCGCAUCACUAAACAACCUCGUAGUAAUUAUGAUUAUCAAACUAUCGAGAAUAAUACACCUGUAUUAAUCGCUAACGGUUAUAACAAUGGAAGUAGUAUUAAUAACAACGAGGAUCACAUCAAUAACAUAACACCAAGCAAAAUCCAUAUUAAACAUUUAGAAGAAUCAUUGAAUAACGUUGAAUCUGAAACAGAUGAUACAGUUCAAUCUUCGGACAAUAAAAGUUCUCAACUUAAGUUUCUUAAUCAAAACAAAUCAUUUUUAAAUCAUUUAAAAUAUUAUCCUUCUUAUAAGAUUCAUCCAAAAGCAAUUUUCUCUUCACCAGCUUUAACACCAGCUCAGUUAACUAGUCUACAAGCUUAUACUGAAUGGUCAACAAAAAUGAAUCCUUACUUUGCAAAUGCAACAAUGAUGACUAACACAGGGUCUGUUAUUCCAAAUAAUUCAACUAAUGUUUGGCCUAGUUAUCUGGACCAACAUCAAGUAAAUAAAUUCCCUAUAUUUAAGUCAUCUACACACAAAACAUCCGAUCACAAAUCAUUUAGACCAAGUCAAAAGAAAAGGCCAAGAAAAACAAAUCCAGAUGACAAUGAAUAUAUUAUAAAUACAAAUAAAGAAUUUCAACCUACUAAUUUAACAAAAGAUAAUGUAUAUUCAUUAAAAUUAUCAUAUGAUUCAGAUGCUGAAUUGUGUACAUGUGAUUACUGGUAUGAAUUAGAAAAGGCAAAAGAAAAGUUUACAAUUAGUGAACCAUCUUUAAGAGCUGAAUCAGAUUUAGUAAGUAUAGAUGAUUUUGUUAUUGAUAAUGAUUAUCAGUCAAGUGCCACAGAAUCAUUAAAUUCAACCCAUAUAUUACAAACAGACAAGAGUAAACUUUCAAAAUAACAUUCAAUUAAAUGAUUACAGUAAUAAAAAUUUUUUUUAAAAAUCUUUGUAUUAUGUAACUUUUAAUUUUGAAUAUCAUGAUACAAUUUUUUUUAAAGAAAAAUGUUUUCAUGUAUAAAACAAAUAAGCUGAGUUAUACUAUUGAUUACAGUUACCAUUAUCACUAUCUAUGUUGUUUAAUUUUAUUGUGGUUUCUACACUAUUCACUUAUACUGCUGAAUUUGGUCUAUAAGUAGUACAAAUAUCCAAUUUAUUCAUAGUAUUCAGUUUAACAAUCUCAUUUAAGAAAACAGUACAUGUAUGUAUUAGAAAUCAUUACAAAUGUAUAUCCCGAAUAGGUUACAGAUAUAUACAGAUAUAUUACGAAACAGUAACUACAUUUAGUGAAACUGAAUCAUUAUUUGCCUAAUAAUCAGGAUAUUAACAUAUAAACGAUAAUAAUUCUUAAUACUUUCUUAGAGUACAGUAUUGAAUCAUUAAUAUCUUCACAAAAAUUAAUUUGUUUCAAUAAACCAUUAUUUUUUACAAAGAGUUCAUAUGUAAUAAUCUGUUAUAAACAGUAUAAAGAUCUAUCAUAUACUCACUCAUUUAAUCAAGUAAUACAUUUCUUUGUAAUCGAUUCAAAUGGAUAGCAGGAAAAUAAAAACUUAUAUAUGUUUAUGCAUUUUUUUUGAAAGUUUUGUUGUCAAUUUACAAAUCAAUUGAAUAUUUCUGUCAUUAAGUUAUGAAGUUUAUUUUUCAUUCUUUGUAACACAUGUAAUUUAUCAUGAUAGCCAUGUUUUUAUCCUGGUUUUCUUUUUUUUCUUUUUUGUGAUUGUGAUUAGUAAAACUGAUAUAUUUCCUUCUGUUCAUUUUUAUUGCAUUUACUUAUGAUUUUAUGUCUACUUCGGAAUUUUAGUUAUUAUUAUUCAUAUACCAUAUACCAUCAACAAAAUAUCCGCCAUAAUUCUUAUCUAGACGGUUUAUUUUCCUCGUACCUGUGUUUUAUUUUUUAUAAAUCAAUACGGUUUUCUUUUUGUACAAAUGUAAGUAAAUAUAUUGUGAACAUUAUAAUUAUAAAUACCAUGUAAAUUUGUUGUGAAUAAUUGCUUGUUUACUACAUAUUUUUACCACCAGACAUACUUAGAGUAUCAUAGAAGAUGUGGAAGAUUUGUCUUUAAGGUUUCACAUUAAUUGUGAAUCAAAUUUCUAGUGAAAUCUAGUCUCUGUUUGCAGGAAUAGUAUUGAAAAUUCUAAUGAUUUGCUUUAUCAUAUAAUCACUGAGGCAUGAGUAUACCAUAAGUUUAUUAUACAGAAUUAAUGAUUAAAAUACAAGACUUUUCGUUACAUCAUUUACACCAACAGAUUUGAAGAGGUUGUCAUGGCGAAUCAUAUGAGUAUUACUUUAAGAAUCUUAGACACUCACGUACCAUGUUAAACAUUCAUAAAUUUAAUUUUACAAAAACACACAUAAUCAUAAGCACUUUCCAC